UAUGAGGGGUUGUGUGAAAAUUAUUUUUCUCUUGCUGAACCACAAAGACAUAGAAUCAAAGCGCUUCUUUUGGACAUACUGGCUUUUCUUUCUUUCUUUUUUUCUUCUGUCUCUUCUAUUUCUUGUGGAUAUUAUGGCUAAUAACACAACAAGUUUAGGGAGUCCAUGGCCAGAAAACUUUUGGGAGGAUGUCAUAACGUCCUUCACAGUGUCCAUUGCAAUUGUGCUCGUCAUCGCAGGAUUUAUCUGGGCUCUGUUUGUUUGUUUGUCUCGAAGAAGAGCCAGCGCCCCCAUCUCACAGUGGAGCUCCAGUCGGCGAUCGAGGUCUUCGUACCACCACGGCCUCAGCAGAACCGGAUUUUACCGUCACAGUGGCUGUGAACGGCGGAGUAACCUCAGCCUGGCCAGUCUCACCUUCCAGCGACAAGCUUCCCUGGAACAAGCAAAUUCCUUUCCAAGAAAAUCAAGCUUCCGGGCUUCCACUUUCCAUCCCUUUCUGCAAAGUCCCCCACUUCCAGUGGAAACGGACAGUCAGCUGAUGACUCUGCCCUCCCGCAGCACGGUUCCCGCCCUCAGCACGUCGCACAGUCUGGGCCGCCCUGAUUUCCACUGGUCCAGUCACAGUCUUCGGAUGGGCUUUUCCACCCCGCCUCCACCUGCCUAUGAGUCAAUUAUAAAGGCGUUCCCAGAUUCCUGAGGACCGUGCUUUUGUUUGUUUCUUCCUUUACUCGCCUUUUACAGACACAAAAUUACAACCAGGCUCAACGGGAUUUUGAGGGCGUGGCCCAAACAGCUAAGGAGUUGCCAAGCUGAGUUAAUGCUCCAUAAGUUGGACAUUACGAUGUAAAUCAUAGUUUCUUUGAAUACGUGUUUUCCUUCCUUGUGACUCACAAAAUAGUAAUAUUUUCCAAAUAGUUAUCUAUUUAUGUAUUUUGUACUCAACGCGAAGGUUAUUAAAGACAGUGAUUCCUACCUAAGACUCAGCUGUGAUACAGAAUAUAUGUGUGUAUACACACACAUAUAUAUAUUUUAGACUAAAAUAAUUAAAACUUCCAGAUAUUUGUGGUUUACAAUCCUCAUUCACUGCCCGAUGUGACUAUAAAGGGAAAAAAAUCACUAUGUCACUUUUUAAAAAUAAACCUAUCCUAAGGAAUUCUAAUUUUACUGUCUUUAGAAUGACAUGAAUCAUCUGACAAACCUGGAUUUUUAAUGGAUUAUAUGAGCAUAAAAAUGACAAAACAGAGAUUUUAAAGUUCCUUCAUGGCACUCGUUUUUGAGAGGUGUGGGGACCAAGCAAAGAAAGGGAAUCUCUGUGGCUGUUACAGAACACUUGUUUGUUUGUUUGUUUUUUAAUUUGACAGAGAGAGAGAGAUCACAAGCAGGCAGAGAGGCAGGCAGAGAGAGGGAGAAGCAGGCUCCCUGCUGAGCAGAGAGCCUGAUGCGGGACUCAGUCCCAGGACCCUGAGAUCAUGACCUGAGCCGAAGGCAGAGGCUUAACCUGCUGAGCCACUCAGGUGCCCCAGAACACUUCAGUUUUGACACUUAUUUUCCCCCCAGACUCUUCGUGCCUUUCCCAAGAAUUGCUACCUACAUCACUGAGGCAAAAUCCAUGGGUUUACUGAAAGGUGUUAACUUUUCUUCACUGUUGCAGUUAUGUUGUUAGGAAAACAAUAGCAAAUCCAAUUCAUUGACCUAAAAACAAACUUCAACACUGAGCUCACAUUUUUCCUAAGGGAUAAACUGUAUUUCUUAGAUCUAAAUCUAGCAAUUGGGAAAGCACUUUAUCUAGGGACUUUCUCCUGGAACUUUACAAGCAAACAAAUAAUGGUCUGUAGGGAGAGAGUCUGUCAUGAAAUACAUGUUAUAGCCAUGAAGAAUUCUCCUUCCUGGAUCGACUCAUCAGGCAUCAUCCCUUGUGUGCAUUCUUAUGAAUUUCAACCUCAGAUCCUAUGAACAGUCUUUGUACAAUGAUUACAUCAUGUCAUAUGGUCCUUGGUGCAGACAGUUACUUAAUGAGUCUGCUUCCACAGAAAGCCACCCUCAUAAAGAAAGGUACAUUCCCAAAUAUGGGUACCAGAGAGCUUCAGUGGCAAAUGCCUGUGGCUACCCCUUUUCACUUAAGGACAUGCAUUCACUGCAGUAUUAUUCAAAAGGCCUGUGGUUCAUAGCUGAUGUAGUGACUAGCUAGCUUAUUUUGCUGUUCGUUUAUUUCUCUGAACAUUGGAAUUUCUAGUGAAGAAAAAUGUACUCUCAUUUUGGUUUCUGUAAUGCAGUGCUCACAGAUCUUGCAUCUAUAUAUGGCUCAAGAAUGUAAUAAUUUCUACGUAGUGAGAGAUUGUGUAUAGCAUUUUCUUUAAUAUUUGUAUUUAGCAUAUAUUUUCCAUUGUUCCUCAAGGACAAGUAUUCCUAAUGAUGCCUAUAGAUUGAUGCUCUCUAAUGUAACAGAAAGAAAGAAAGAAAGAAAGAACAGUUUACAAGAUAACCAAUUUGUUGUAAGUUGGUUUUUAACAAAUUCAGCAAUUGUCAUAUAGCCAUGUAAGAUUUCAGGAGAGCAUUAACUUAGUAACAAGGCUAUCUUUUGCUUGCAUGUCAUCCUUAAUGUUUAAUAUGAGAAGUAAGCCAAAUGUAUGGUUUUUGUCUAGAAUUUAUACUGGGAAUAAAAAUUGCUUUCUAUCUCUCAAAUUAGGAAAAUGGGAGUAUCUUCUGGUGAAUUUAACCAUCUGGCAGAAUUGUUGCCACCCCUCUCCCCCAGUUAUGGAACAGUCAAAAUGAAUAUCUUAUAAAUAUUGUGCAAUUCAUGAAAUGUAAAAUUAAAACAAAAACUAGGGACUUUUAAAGUUGUAUCUGUUUAAUUUGAAAUGUUUAGUUGAUUAUGAAAUAAAAUUAAACUGAUGUCA
Messenger RNA from Lutra lutra (Eurasian river otter), 2897 nucleotides. RefSeq names its product MYC target 1 (gene MYCT1). The transcript is spliced from 2 exons. NCBI's taxonomy places the organism in Eukaryota, Metazoa, Chordata, Mammalia, Carnivora, Mustelidae. Gene Ontology annotation, cellular component: nucleoplasm. Bases 2 to 697 code for a protein of 231 amino acids. The record is from RefSeq and is a predicted model, not a curated record.